AUGUCAAAUUUUGAAAAAAUACAGUCUCUUCAGAUGAUAUCUACAGAUAAUGCAAACCCAGGGCGUCGACCCACCCUAUCAUCCACCAUUUCCUCGUUUGACGCAGAUAGGUCACUGUACAAUUCAGCCACAUCAACUUCAAGUACCGAGUCUACCAGUUCUUCUCCAUAUCCCCGGUCGUAUCAUCCACGUGACCUACUAAAUAAUUUUAUAAAUUCAUUUAAAGAAUUCGAUUACUCAACUUUACCACCGGUGUAUAACAAUAUCACCGACCAAGAAAGUCAACUUCAACUUAAUCCUGCUAAUCCGAAUUUCGAUUAUUCACGUUUUACACAAUUAGAAAGAGAUGCAUUAAUUACUGCAAGCUCACCGUUGUCGAAAAGAUUGAAAACAAGACAUUUGACGUGGAUAUCGUUGGGUGCAUCAAUUGGCAGUGGUCUACUUAUAUCUUCUGGUAGCUCAUUGGCCCAUGCAGGUCCCUUGGGUUUAUUGAUUGUAUGGAUUUUUGUAGGGUCAGUUAUAUUUGCAACCAUGUCGAGUUUAGCUGAACUAGCAACUGCAUUCCCAGUGAGUGGUUCAUUCACAACAUAUGUUACUUUAUUCGUCGAUAAGUCAAUCAGUUUUGCCAUUGCAUGGAAUUACGCACUACAGUGGUUAGUAACAUUUCCGUUACAGCUAGUUGCCGCUUCUCUUGCCAUUGAGUAUUGGACAAUCAAAAUUCACCCAGCAAUAUUUGUUACCAUUUUUUAUGUGUGUAUUGUCUUUAUCAAUUUGUUUGGAGUUUAUGGCUAUGCAGAAAUUGAAAUGGUAGUAAGUAUUAUAAAAGUAAUUGCUGUGAUUGGAUUCAACAUUUUGGCAAUCAUAAUUGUCACUGGCGGUGUUCCUGGACAACCCUAUAUUGGCGCCAAAAAUUGGCAAGAGCCACAAGGAGGUUUAUUCAAUACUAUCGAACCGUUCAAACAAAUGUGUUAUAUAGUGUCAAAUGUUGCCUUUGCCUAUGGUGGGGUGGAAUUGUUUGGAUUAGCUGCUGUAGAAACGGCAUCUCCUAAAAAAUCAAUCAAUCAAGCCAGAAAACAAAUUUUCUACCGACUCAUGGUGUUUUAUAUAUUAUCCAUUGUUAUGAUUGGAUUCGCUGUGUCUUAUAAAACCCCCGAAUUGCAAGAUAGUGGCGCCUUUGGUACUGACAUUAAUGCAUCACCUUUUGUUAUUGCCAUCAAACAAGCAAAGAUAAAGGCAUUGCCGUCCAUAAUGAACGGGGCAGUUAUUCUUACUGUACUUUCUGUUGGCAAUGCCUCGGUAUACGCAUCAACGAGAGUUCUUUGUGCCAUUGGAGCUUUACAACAAGGUCCCAAGUUUUUGAGCUUUAUUGACAGAAGUGGACGCCCAUUGGGGUGUUUGAUCGUUCAGUUUGCCUUUGGAUUAUUAGCUUACUUGAUUUGUAUACCAGGCAAAAAUGUUCCAGCACAGAUAUUUGACUGGCUAUUGAGUUUAUCUGGCCUAAGUGCUUUAUUCACUUACAUAUCCAUUAAUGUUUGUCAAUUGCGAUUCAAUUGCACUUUAAAACAUCGAGCAAGAAUACCCAAAGACGAAUUAUUGUAUGUAUCACCAUUAUGGUGCUCUUGGUAUGGCAUAUUCGCCAUAAUUGCAAUAUUGGCGCUACAGUUCUGGGCCGCAUUGUUCCCACCGGGUGCAGGAAAAGCUGACGUUGAAAGUUUUUUCAAAAUAUACCUAGGUGGUCCUAUAUUAUUCUUGUGUUGGUUGGGUCAUAAAUUGUACUCUUAUUGGUAUUUGAAUGUGCCCUUCAUUAAAUUCUGGUUGACCGUUGAUGAAAUAGAUAUUGAUACUGGCAGAAGACAAAUUGAUUUGGAAACUGUAAAACAAGAAAUUGCAGAAGAAAAGAUUGUCAUGGAUAGCAAACCAUGGUGGUAUAGACUAUAUAAGACCUUUUGCUAG
This is a messenger RNA of Candida dubliniensis CD36, 1953 nucleotides long. RefSeq names its product Aap1p (gene AAP1). NCBI's taxonomy places the organism in Eukaryota, Fungi, Ascomycota, Pichiomycetes, Serinales, Debaryomycetaceae. Gene Ontology annotation, cellular component: membrane. Gene Ontology annotation, biological process: amino acid transmembrane transport. Gene Ontology annotation, molecular function: amino acid transmembrane transporter activity. The transcript has a single exon. Bases 1 to 1953 code for a protein of 650 amino acids. The record is from RefSeq and is a predicted model, not a curated record.